Hymenoscyphus albidus is the source of this 930-nucleotide messenger RNA. The record is from the annotation of a GenBank genome assembly. Lineage: Eukaryota; Fungi; Ascomycota; Leotiomycetes; Helotiales; Helotiaceae.
CACAAUAGGUGUAAUCACACCUCCAAAUCCAAUUACCUACCAAUUCUCACUCCCAGAGUCCGAUCUCAAUACUUACACAACCUCAUCAGACGACUGGGAUAUCACGGCAAGCAUAACGAAACAACUACAAACAACAUGCCAAACCACUCUACCGCCAUAUCGGCGUGCAUGCGCACCUCCAGAACCUUUCGCUGUCAACGAACUGAUGGCGCAGCUCGAUGCGUAGCAAUAGCAAUCUGCCCCGCAAAACGAACCCUACCAUUAUCCGUACGAAACAAUAUGACGAGCACAAGAACCGCACCUUCUGCAAGUACUAGGGCACAACAGGUAGCGAGAGCCAGAAGACUCGAUGCAAGUUGGAGAGGGGUAGAGACAAGGGGAUACAGCACAAGCGAAGGAGUGGUUGAGAAGGAUUCGGUAGCUGCUGUGAGCGAGGAGCCGCCCGCGCAUUUGAAUGAGAAGGAGAAGGUUAUUUGGGGAUUACUGAUGAAGGAAUUGGAGUGCGAACAGUUGGAGGUAUGUCUGUCCUAAAUUUUGCGGGAUGACAAUUCUCCUCGCAGGGAUUGCAUCGAGAAAACCAUUCUUCAAUUCAAUUGCUGACACAGACAUGAUAGGUCAAGGAUGUUUCCGGUGGAUGUGGCAGCAUGUACGCGAUCGACGUUGUCAGCGAGAAGUUUAGGGGAUUGAAUAUGCUGAAGCAGCAGAGAUUGGUCAAUCAGGUGCUUGCGGAGCAGAUCAAGGGAUGGCAUGGGGUACAAUUGAAGACGAAGGCGCCAUGAUGGUUGGAUCGGUACGAACUCACGACUGGGACAUGGCUGGGAAUGACUGGGAAAUGCAAAUAUUGCGAGGCUACGCGAUAUUGGAGUUUGUAUAAGUGUACUGUACAUUAAUGUAAGUAUAGUCUAAUGGAAUCUAUCCUAUUUCCAAUGG